Messenger RNA from Pocillopora meandrina, 7554 nucleotides. The record is from the annotation of a GenBank genome assembly. Lineage: Eukaryota; Metazoa; Cnidaria; Anthozoa; Scleractinia; Pocilloporidae.
AUGGCUACAAGCAAAGCAAAAACCAUUGAUGGUAUUGAUGAUUUUAAAGAAAUGCUUGAAGUGAUGACAGCCCUUGAAAUUUCAUCGGGAGGAUUAAAGACGUUAGACGAGAUGAAAAGUCGAGUAAAGUCUGAAUUAGAACAGCUUCCUAACAUCCCCAGUUGGACUGCUGGUCAGGUAAACGUUUUGUAUAUCGAAAAAAGUCUCUAUAAUUUUCUAGAACGCUGUUUCUCAUCUCAAAUUGUUUAGAGGAUGCCAAACGGUAACAGCGUUGUCGAACUUUUCUUUGUGUCGUCAAUAAACAGAUAUGAAUUUAACUCUGGGUUUUACUCGCUCCCGUUUUUGGUCCUGUAUUUUUAAAUUUUAAACUCCAUUUAAACAAUUCAUCACGCAUGAGAUUACCAUCAUUAACUCCUCAUACAAUUUUUUCACAAACUUUCACGUGUUUGUGAGGUAUGGAGUGCAAAAGUUUUUUGUCGCUGUCACAAUUAACCUCAAAAUUUAAAGUGGUUUGGGAGCUUUUUAAGGGUUUCCAAUGCUAGUCGGAGCACGAAAAGAAACAUGCGAAAAGGGACUCACGAAGGAAGCCUUAUUAGAGCGACGAAACAUUUUGAAUUGAAUUCAUAACAUUGUGAUCCAAGCAGGACAUUGGGAGGACACGAAUAAAGCUUGUAAAUCAAAAGCCGUUUGGCAAUUCAGUUAAGAUGCUUUUCGAGUGUUCUUCUAACACUCCAAAUUACUUUAUUCUCUUAUAAAACCCGGAAAAUAUUUUAUUGCCUUUAUGAAAUUAUCAUAAAGAGAGAACAAUAAAUGUACCAGCUAUUCUGUGAUUUAGUCGCUGAUUUUUUCAUUAGAUCCGCUAAGAACAACUAAAACCAAUAUUAGUUAAUUAAUAUAUAUCUACUGCAAGAAAAUGAACUCCAGGCGAGCGGCAACGACUGCAUUGAUAAAUAAGAUGGCACCACGACCUAAGCGAAAUCGUACUGAAAACUUAGAAAAACUUUUCGCAUGCAAAUUGAAGCAAAAACUUUAAUUUGUUACGGUACACUGACUACUUCGAAGUAAACGACGAAAACGCGAAACUUGCUAGUUCGUGAGUGUUUUUUUAUUUUGUAUGUUUCUUCAGCAUAACGGUUCUUUGCACAGAUUCAACUCGAGAAAUUUUUCCCUUCUUGUGAUGUUCAUGAUAAAUUCCUAAAAAAAUUCGGUUUCGCUGAAUUAUGACGGAUGAAGAGGAGCAAAUUAAAACACGACAUGCUGAGCCAUGGGCAGAAUCUCAAUCGCCGUCAAUUAAUUUUAAUCGCGAUGCAGUAUUUUCCUUUCAUUUAAAUUCUCUCACUUCUUCCAUUUGAAUCAGCGGUUUUACUGAGCCUUCCACAGAGUCAAAAGUGAGAGCUAUAAAAAAGCUUGCACCUGGUAAAAAUUUAAAAUUGCAAACUCAUAUCGUUGACGAUAAACAAGCGGAAUCGUUUCGAACUCCAACCUAAUGAUUUUCUUUUGUUAUGUAGAGAAGAUCUUAGAAAAUUUUCGAAGAAAAUGCUCCUUUAAGUUAUUGCUACUUAAGAACUGAAGAAAUGAAAAAAGUAACUUUCGUUUUUUAGCUCCAUUAUUAUUCAGACGAGAGUGCAACCGUCCCAUUGCAAUUUGAACAAUCGUCUUGUUCAUAAAAUAAAAGUUACCUUAUCAGAGGGACGUUAGUGUAUGAAUAGUCCUCUUUCAUCCGAAUUCAACUUUCCAAUGCUUUGAUUAUCCCUGCGGGUGUUUCUGUUGUAAUAAAACAAGCUUGGACAAUGGAUUGAUUGAUCCGAUGAUGCUUGCUGCGUACAGUUCUUCUUUGAAAUACAAUAAUGACUGCUGGAACCUUUUAAGUAUCAUUCUCAGUCACGAUACCAGAAUCUCUCCUAAACAGUUACAAUUUCACUAUACAAAACAGCCAUUUCUUGUACAUUUACAUGCGAACUUCUCAUUUAUCCGUAGACCUUCUCUGUUUUAUCAAAAAUAAAAGAGCAAGAUGCCAAGGUUAAAGAAUUCCUGCUGAGCUUUUACCACGAAGUUGAAACGUGUUAUGAUGAUCUAGAUGACAAAAUUCAAACUCUGCUGCAGAAAAAAAUGGGUGAUGUAAAGGAAAAAAUGAAAAGCUAUCAAAUAAAAAAUGAAACAAGAAGAUUACUGCCUUCUAGUGGCAGGUACAUUUAAUUGUAUUAUUUCUUUGAGGUCUUAUAAAAAAGUAUGUGUUGUUUGGGGUUGAGAAAAGAGCAGAGAGAUUUGUUAUGAAUUAAAAACAGUUUACGCACCCAUUUCCAUGGGAAAAAAUUUUAACCUGUCCUAAAAUACCGAUUGCGCCCACUCCUUUCAUGAAAAUAUUUCACACUCAGAGGUGAAGAGCAGCCUAUCAUAUUAUACUUCAUACCUCAGCAACAACACAGAGAAAGAGAGCCUAAUUACACAGGAUUGUUACAACUCCAAAUUGUUAGCAGACCAGUGCUGUUUGAAUAACCAUGACCACCGAUGUGUUUCAUUUAAAGGUGAAACUGGAUCUGGAAAAAGCAGUUUGAUUAAUCUCAUUCUUGGGGAAGAGCUUCUUCCCUAUUCUAUUCUAAGCACCACGUCCACCAUAUGCGAGUUGAAAUACGGAGAAGAACGUAGAAUUGUUGCCCACUAUAAAGACAAAGACCCGGAAACGUUAUUGCCCAUGGAAACUUUCAACUUGGUUGAGCCUAAAGCUUCUGGAAAAAGUUACCAUGACCAGAUCUUUCCAUUUGUCCAGAGUGGUCGGGAAAUAGGCUCAGUUUACAAGAAGGUAGAACUCUUCUGGCCUCACAAACUUUUGAAGGUACCAUUGUCUAGUUUUGUUUGUAUCUCGGUUUGGAUGUAAUAUUUACUUAUGAACUUUUUAAAUCGUGAAGUGAAAAGCAGAAAUAUAAAUCCAAAGGAUCUUCAGAACACCCUUCUCGCGAUAAAUUUCAAUUUCUUUGCGAGUAUGAUUAUACAAUCGAUUUCGAAAACGUCAGCACCUUAAAAGUACGAUCUAUGAAUGAUGAGACCUAAAGGCUUUAUUGGAAAUGCUCGCACAGUUACAUAAUCAGUGCUUUUCUUUCUCAUUAUUUAUGGAAAACCUUUCUUCCUGAUAAUUCUUUUCUUCCAGGAAGGCGUGGAUGGCUUUUCUCAUUCACUAUGUGCAACUAAUUUUAGUUAUCAUCCACAUGUAUACCAGUGAAGCCGUUGGGUCUUAUCGUUCAUUCCUAAGCCUUUUUAGGUGUCAACGUUUUUGAAAUCGAGUUAAUGUAAUUGUUAUUACAAUUAGGCACUUUCAACUAUGUAGGAGAAAAUAGCCUUAGAAUAUCAUUGGUUCGUUUUCAGAAUGGAGUUGUUAUCAUUGACAGUCCCGGUGUUGGUGAGUCUGAAAUCAUGGAUGAAAUAGUUAGAGAGUAUCUGCCUGAGGCCUUUGCAUUUAUUUAUGUCAUCAACUGCACAAACGCUGGAGGAGUUCAGAAAGAUAGAGUAAGUCUAAUUAGGAAAUACAAUUUGCAAUAGCUUUUCAUCAGCAUCUGUUAUAGGUGUAUCGGAAACACGCCGUGCUCAGCGUGGAACAUUCCGACGCAAGUCAUACCAUAACUCAAAGCAAGUUAAAAAACUACAACAAACCUCGCAGGAUCUCUUUAAGGAAGAUAAAAAGGUUCUCAACUCUGAUUGAUUUAUCUCUGGUGUAACAUCAAAACGAGUUAAAUUUGACUUUCUUUCCACAUUUCAUCAGUCAUUUGAUAGCAGUCACAUGAAAGAUACAUUUGUAUUUUAUUAUGACAAAUGAUAGAUUUAUGAAAAAUCAAAGUGACUACUGAUUCGAAAUCAUAGUGAUUCAAAAUGAAAGGAUUACAAGACAAAGUAACCUUAUAUGGUAAAUUACAGUUGGGAAAGUUGCUGGAGGGCGUCAAAGAAAAACGUAAGGAAGAAGAGUUUACAUCCACCUGUGCUUUGUUCGUGUGUCACAAGUGGGAUCAAGUGAAAGAAAAAAAAGAAGAAAAGAAAGUGGAGAACCAUGUCAUCGAAAAGUUAAAGAAGUUCUAUCCUGAUAUUGUCCCAGAGAAACAGGUCGUUCAAAUGUCAACGAAGAAUGCCAGCAUAGCCCAAAACUACGGGAUCGUAACCAAAAGAUUUGUUUCUCUGAUGAAUUGUAUGAGAUCUAUGGUUUUAAGAAGCGUCAAAGCCAGGCUGGAAUUUUAUUGGAGGUAAGCAUCUAACUGUUAGUAUUCUCCUAUAGUCAUAUGUUCAUAUGCAUCGGUUAAUGCGAGGUGAAAAGAAACACAACCAGUGUUUCUUUUUGGAGUGUGGUAGAAAAUUGGCGAACGGGUUAAGUAGUUGCACGAAACAUUUCAAAAUAGGUAAGUAGCAUUACAUGGUCUGAAUCAAUGCCGAAGCAAAGGUUUUUGCUCAUUAAUAGAAGCUUUCAAGGGGUCAGUAAAACAGUUGUUGUCUACAUUUGUAUCGCCUCGACAAUACUCUGUUGAUCCUUGGUAUUGUGUUGGUUUCAUUAGAUGGCUAUAUGGACUUCUUUCUCAAAUAGUUUACCACGCAAAGGUCCAUAUGAAAAAUACUACAAGAGAACAGGAAGAAAUCCUGAAAUUAAUUAACUCUGUUAGCGUUCGUUUGAGUUACAUCGAAGAAAAACAAAAUGAAGUCAUGAAAGACCUCCACAACCAUCUGGAGAGUCGAACCAAGAGUGCAGUAAAAACCCUUUCCGAUUAUCUUUGUUCGGAUGAUAUAAGAUCGCAAUUUACUUCGUGGACCUCAGAUAAGGUACCAAAGACAGAGCCAUCUUGGGAGGUGACAGAGAGCAACAUCACAAAGGUGAUGGAAAACCGCCUGCAAGAGAUCAUAAAACGUUGGGAAGAAGACAACCAUGUGUUUACAGAUACUCGUGAGUCUCUUGUUCGGCACUUCAAGGAACGGUGCAAUUUUCUUGAAGGAGAACUCCGUAUUCUACAGGAAGCUCUAUUAUCUGACGAAAUCAUGCCACAAGAUCAUAGUGAAACAGGCUUCGGACUCACCAUAAAGGACAAGAUUGCCAUUUUUGUUACAAGCCCUAUCUGGGUUCCCCUUUCUCUCAUUGUCUUGGUGGUUGGUGCCCCUAAAGUUGGCGUAAUGGCGAUUAUGAGCAAGUUGGAGGACAAAAGAAGGAUCAGGAAAUAUGACGAAGACAAGUGUGCUUUCAUGAGACAAGCAUCCACCGAAUACUUGAAUGAAGUUACUAAAAAAGAAGAUGUGCUCAUGAACUUCGUGAAGGACCAACUGAAAGAUGCCGCUCUGUGUCUGAAGCAAAUUGAAGCCCGUAUUCCAGAGCUGAUUGAGGCUGACCAUUCUUUGUGUAAACAACUUUUGGAGGAAAAAAAAUCAACAAAAGACGUAAGAGACACUUAUAUACCGAUUUUGGAUGCAGCUUCAGAGAUCAGAGGUCGUCUGGCCGUUUUUGGACUUGAAGAGGGCCUCGCAGCCGGUAUCACCAGCGAGAUUUUGGACCUAAAAGGUCAAUCUGACUGUCUGGGUCGGGGUGCUUUUGCCUCUGUUUAUAGAGGAAUGAUGAAAACUGAGAACGGAGACGAACAAACUGUGGCAGUGAAGAUUUUCGCCGAAUCGCUUAAAGCAGAUAAUGCUUGCGACAUUGUCGAUGAAAUUGAAUUUUUAAAGUAAUUAAUUAAAAUUUUCCCAAAGCUUCAUUAUUUAAAUACAUUUGAUAAAUAUCCUGACUGACGAAGUAAGCAAAGCCCAAGAGAAAGCCUCCUUAAAGCAUACAGAACUGUUGCACGACCACUAUUCUUGAUCUCGAUCAUUAUUACAUAAAUUAUUUAAUUGAUUCUCAGGCGCGUCAUUAUAAGAUUUUGACGGGGUAACCUUAUGAUUUGCACGCAGCCCUUCCCAUCGAGAGGUUAGCGUCGAAGUUCUAGCCGGUACUCUGAUGCAUAUUUUUCAUCAUGAGUCGAAAUGAUAUUCCGGCGUACCGUUGGGGAAACCUGACUGAGCGCUGUUCGGGAAAACUUGCGAAGGAUUACCUUCUGUCUCAAAAUAGCCAGCAUUAUGCAAAUAUGUUCAGUCGUUUAGAAACAAGAUCAGCCACUUGGCGUGCUGUGGUCUUUUGCAUUGCUAUACUGGCACAACACGUUUUGUAGAGUAAACGAUAGAGGAAAAUAGGAAAAGAUAUCUAUGUACGAUAAUAAGACGACUAAGGGUAUGUUUCUUUGGGCUUCUACCUGUAGAGACGAUAUGCGGAAACAUUUUCAGGAUUUUAUUUUCUCUUCCUAUGAAAUGAAAGAAAGUAAAUUAACAACAUGACUUCCUACAGCUUUUCUUCUUUAAUUUAAAAAAACUUGAAUUCAUGGACGUUCAUCUUUACAAAUUUUCUUUCGACAACUGAAACUUUUGUGCUUAUACUUUCUUCACCAGAAAAUUAAAGCAUCCCAACGUUGUCACUUUUCAUGGCACAUCGCUUCUAAAGGAAGAUGGCGAAACCCGAGUAAUACUAGUCAUGGAAUACUGCAAGGAAAAUUUAAAGAAUCGCAUUUUCAGUAAUCCAGAAAGAGCCCCUGCGAAGUCUAAGAAUAUCGAUGCCAAAACAGACGCCUGUCAAUGGAUAAAGCAGAUAGUCACUGCCCUGUCCUUCAUUCAUGAUCAAAAAGUCGUUCACAGAGAUCUCAAACUGGAUAAUAUAUUGGUAUGGAACUAAGAGAAACGUUAUAGUUGGUGGCGAAAUAAAACACACGCCUUACCAUCAGACUAAACUUUUCAUUUGGGCACUUAAAGCUACUCUUUGGCUCUUGGAAAAUCUGUCAAUGACCAAGCUUUUUAUGUUAAGAUUGCUCAUACGAGAGAGAAAAGCUCUUUUUUUCUUUUACAGGCCUAAAGAUCUCUUUACUGCACAAAACGCAAACAAAAAAAAGGAAGGAAUUAGUUUGACCAGCAUUGAGCUAUUUUUAUCUAAGAUUUUAAUCUAAUUCUUAUAAAAAGCAAAUUAUAAUUCCUUUAACACGUCUUUCAGUGACUAGUCCUUCGAAAGAAUCUUCAAAACAAUCCCGUUGUAAUGUGAUGAUCAUGACAUAAUUCUAGAUCAUCCUUGUGCGCAUCAUUUAUCUUUUUUUCUUUUCACUUUAAAAGCUGUCAGCGACAAAUGAAGUGAAGAUAACCGACGUUGGCGUUUCCAAGGAUGUGAACAAGAUCACAGGAACUUUGGCAGGAACACCUGUUUAUGUGGCACCGGAAGUGUUUCACUCUCAGCUGUAUGACACGAAAGCAGACAUAUACAGCCUGGGGAUAAUUUUAUGGGAGAUGUGGUAUGGGCAGCAGGCCUUCAGUGAAUUCAGUGACAUACCAAGUCAUGUAGCUCUCUUUAACAUGGUGGAUGAGGGCCUUCGCCCAAAACAUGUGAAAGGCUGUAAUGAGCCGCCACGCCGCUGGAAAGAUUUGAUGGAGAGUUGCUGGAACAAAAAACCAGCGGAACGCCCAUCAGCUUCGCAUUGCCUCAAGGAAGCUAUUGAACUUCAUAGAGAGGCAAUGGAAGUUCUGUAA